Messenger RNA from Entrophospora candida, 126 nucleotides. The record is from the annotation of a GenBank genome assembly. Lineage: Eukaryota; Fungi; Glomeromycota; Glomeromycetes; Entrophosporales; Entrophosporaceae.
AUGAAUGUCAAUUUAACUGGGGAGGCAAGUGGACUGGAAAUUGCAUUGAAAGAAGAAUGGCAGCAAGUUCCUUACGAAAAAUUACAUGCACUCAUUGAAAGCAUGCCAAAAAGAAUUGAAGCAUGA